UCUAAAGUCAGGUAGUAGUAGUACGACUCAAUGUCGAGUCAGAAGCCUUUCAUUUCCAAGUAGUACAACUUAAUAGCGUUUAUUUCUCAGUAGUACGACUUGAAGAAGGAUCGAACACAAAAAUUUUAUCAUUUAGUACUAUAAUUUUUCAUUUUUAAUUGGUAAAUUAAAUGAAUUUUUAUCUGUAAAUUUUGUUGGUUAAACAGUAAAUAUUGGGCAAAGCUAUGUUUUUAGAUAAUAAUUUUAUACUUAACAUUUUAUAUGUUUACGUAGCACGAUUCAAUUAUAUUGGCAGCAGUUGAGAGAAAAAGAAACGUUCAAUUGUAAAAAUAUUCUCGAUAGUAUCAGCGGCAUUAUGUUUUCCUCCGCUAUAUAGCCAUUCAUAUUUUAUGAUAUUCACGUGUGAAAUCGUGUAUACUCCAGUUCAAUGUAUAUCUCCGUUCGAUAGAAGUCUAGAAUAUGAACUAAAGACGGCGCAAAGAAAGCGGUAGGAAACGAGAUUAAAACUGGAGAAUCACUUCGAUGUUCAUGAGACAACGAUAUAAUUUUCAACGCAACGACGAUAUUGAGGAAGUAAUGAGCAACGAAGAACAUUACAAGGUGAUAGACGAGUACAUGGGAGAGGAAGAGUCAUCCAUAGCGACGCAAAAUUUCGAAGAAGCAACUGGAGCUUCAAAAUCGAAAGAUACUGUGAAACAGAAAAGUUCUCAGGCUAGCACUGAUGAUGCUAAAUCCAGUAAUGAAGUUAUGAAUAAAUCAACAGCAAUGGAUUAUGAGCUAGAAGUAAACAACGAUGCUGCUGAUUCUGCUGCUGACAUCAGCUUUACCGAAUUGGAUACGCAGAAGGAGGUGACGGAUGAAGAUGUAAUGCAUCACCUGGACGUGAUAGAGAAUAUUGAAUUAGAUCCUGAAACGUUUGGCAUGCAGUCUAUGGAAAAGGAUACCGAGUUUGAAUCAUCUAUACUAAAAAAAGAAGAUGACAUGAAUAUUACAAUUGUCGAUGAAGUACAGAGGAAGUGGUAUGAAGAAAAGCUUGCAGAGAAAGAUGCCCUCUUGAAAGAGAGACUGUCAAAAUUAGCACGAGUCCUAACAGUUUCUUAUCCCAGUUACGAGAAGUGGUUAGAAAGAAUAGAGAAGAUAGAAGGAUCACCUAUGUGCAAGUUAGAUCCGAUUCGACGUUGUUCAUUAAAUAAACCACACACCAAUCGGUGGAAAUUUAUUUGUAGCAAAAUACAAGUACAGGAAUCUAUAAAGGAAGAGGACAAUACAAAUUCUGGCAAACAGAUUUUAAGGACAGUCUGGCGUCUGGAGCCAAUGGCGGCAGGUGGUGUUAAUACCGAUAAUUUGGCUGAAUUUCCGCCUUUUGUAUUAAAUGCGGUUAAGAUAUUCGAAGAUUUUCUUCAAACGACUUUAAAUGACGACGCUAUUGAGAAUCCGAAUGAAGCUGGUACCAGGAAGAGUGCAGUGCAGGACAUGAAACAGCAGUGGUUGUGGUUGUUAGUGCGUAGCAAUAGCUUAGACGAGCUUAUGCUAUUCGCAACUGGGAAGAAUAUUAGCCGUAGCACUAUGGAUCGUUUGAAACAUACGUUUGAGUCGGGUUCAGGAAAGAACUGCAAUGUGAAAUCUCUUUAUUGCAAAUCGAUGAACAAAUGUGAUGACAAAGUCGUUACGACAUUCUUAGUGGGUACAGAGGCUCUAGAUGAAAUUGUGGGUCCUCUGAAAGUACAGCUUGCACCAAAGACGAAUUUUUGGUCGAACGCUGCCGGUGCGCUGAACGUAGCUAAGACAGUCGCGGAUAUGCUUAGGCCCACGCAAAGAACAACGGUACUCGAAAUCGGUUGCGGAAUUGGCGUAAUUGGACUUAUGGUGGCUUCUAAAUGUCGAGAAGUGAUAGGGGUUGAUUCGCCCUCGGAGAUCGAAGAAGCUGAAAUUACGACCGAGUUGAAUAACAUAUACAACGCAUCUUUCAUAGUAGGAUCUCCGGCCGAAGUCGUGAAUAAACUAAAUUCUGCGCGUGACUUGCAUAAUAAAAAUCGUGUGACGUACUGCAUAAUCAACGCAAACACCAAUAUGGGUAGAGCCAUUGAAGUAAUGACAUGCUUAAGAAAAAUUACUUCUCUCCGACGUAUCGUAAUGGUCACCACCUUGACGAAACAGUCGGUCCGAGCAAUAUUAGAACUUGCGCGGCCCAUGGAAGGUGGGCUCGGUCAUCCGUUCAUGCCAAUUCGAGCGUGCAUCGUCGAUACGUUGCCUACGGGGCCUCAUUUUGAGGCGGUUAUUCUAAUGGAACGUAGACUUAUGCAUAGACUUACGCAGCCGUGGUUCAUCAAGAUGCUGGAGGAAGAAAGCAAAUCGCUGGAGAACACUAAGGUGUUAGAGAAAAUUCAUAAUGACGCAAUCGACGGCACUGAUGUACAGCUAAGAAAGAAUCCGUUAGCGAAAGUCGCAGCUGAGAAAAGCCCUAAAGUCUCGCCCGUGAAAAAACCAAGUCCCGUAAAGAGCGGUUUAAGUUCGCCAGUAAAAAGUAAAAUAAAAUUGAAACAAGAAUAUUCACCCGACAUAUCGGAAAUACCUAAGAAAAUACAUAAGAAAUUUGGAAAACCUGCGUCUACACCAUGGCAACAAGUUAAGAAAAAGAAUUGGUUUCAUGAGAAUCCUGCCCUUCGUAUCAAUCCGUUAUUUGAUAAAAAAGUACGAGAGAAUAAAGAAAAGGUUGAUUUGAGAGAAAAAUUAUCCAGCAAUCGAGUCGAUGCGGAAUUGAUACAGAAGGUUAAUGAAAGCCGAGGUAUUCUCGAAGCAGCUAAAGAAAAGUUAAGUGGACCAUCGCCCACAGUUGACGCAACGACCGCUAAAGAAUUGAAAAAUGUAUUGAGCCUGGUUCUCGAUCAGACCAAUAAACUCCAAAAUCAAUUGCCGCGUUCAGUUUGGGAUCGCAUCGCGCCACCUGAGACCGAUCAAAAGCUCCAGGUGAAGAAAGAACUUGAUGAUGAUCCACUCCUGAAAGGUCGAUUUGUGCAAGAAACCCGUGCUCAAGAUAUCGUUAUUACGACAGCGAACAAAGAGUAUUUAGAAACUGAGGAAAAUAAGCCAAAGUUCAAAAAAUAUCAUAAUUUGGCACCUCUUGAACCAGACGCGGUGCUACCUGUAUCGUUGAAGUAUAAACUUGACAAGAUGGAACAAAAAUCAUCCAACAACAGGAAUAGACAACAGAAUCAACCUAAUUCCUGGAAUAGGAAUAAAACUUUUGAUAAAAAUCGUUGGAACGAUGCAGAGCCUAUGAGGAAACCUGCGUCUUCAGCGAAGAGACAGGAGCCGUUCAGACAUCGAGUGUCGCCGCCGAGAAGAUUUUCUCCAAAACGGCCGUUGUUGUCACCGCCGAGACAUCCGUGCUCACCGCCUAGGAGACACUUUUCUCCGAAUAGGCCGUAUCAAGCACACAAUUCUCCGCACCGCGAUUACGCCCCUCAGAGACGAUCGGUGUCACCAUUAAGACAUGUAUCCCCAUCUGAUAGUAGACGCCAAGUGUCACCACCCAGACGAUCGUUCUCACCAUUCAAUCGAGAAAUGUCUCCACGGAGACGGUCAGCGUCAUCGCCGAGACGGUCGAUGGCGCCGAUGCGACAGCAAAUGUCGCCGACAAGGCAACCGUUGUCUCCAUCAAGACGACAAAUGUCCCCGAUCGGCAUGCGAUACGAUUCAUCGCAGAUGUCUCCUAAGAGAAUAUCUCCUUUGAGACGGCCGAUAUCGCCUAUCAACAGAGAAUAUCAAAGUGCUCCGACAUGGAGAUCCAGAUCACCAAUUGGUAGGACGAUGUCCCCAUCGAGAUCAAGGGACAUGAUCCCAAGGAGUCAGUCGCCCGUGAGACGCUUUUCACCGAGGCGCCAAAGUCCGCCACCGAAUAGAAUUGCGGAUGAAUGGGACAUACCAAGCCGAGGCGCUAUUGAACAAAGUAGCACUUGGCAACGGUCUAUUAACGAGAAACCAGCGGAAAACGUCUGGCGCAACGAGAGGCAACCGACAACCAGUGGAACCUGGCAGCCUCCUAGUAAUGAUAGAUACCGCAAGCCAACUAAUCAAGAAAAGUCUUGGGACUCCUCGUCUCAAGGAAACUCUUGGGGCGUAAAGCAGUCGUCCGUAAGGCCUGAUGUGAAAGAACCAUGGCAGAAUUCAAACAAUAGAUGGUCCGGUCCCAGAUCGGGAACCGGUGGCGAAAAUUGGAAUCGAGGCAACGAAAGUUUGGGUGGACGCCGAGAAUCUUGGAUGGACAAGGACAAGCCGCGAUGGGAGCAGAAGAAAUCUAACGACGGCUGGAAUCAGGGAGACAAGGAUGAUUGGAACGAUCUCCCAGAGGACGCGCGUGAUCCCUGGGGUGACGAAGGCAAUCUUGGGCUGAAGGAGAGGUGGAUGAACUUGGAUAAUCAGCCUUCGUCCAGUUGGUCCAGAGAAGCUGACAAAGGGGAUCCGUGGGCAAAGCCGAAAGAUAGUUGGCAGAACAAACCUCAGACUUUCCCGGCAAAACCACCAUGUCAAAGCACCAGUAAUCCGAACGAGUCGCGUUGGUUACCGAUGAACGACAUGAAUAAGAAAGUACCGUCAACCAAUUGGCAAGGAGGCGGCAACCUUGGACCAUGGCAAUCGUCAAACAACUACAAUUUCCAAUCGCAAUCCCAAAGACCCUUCGCGACCAAUAUGUUUAAAGAUCGACGUUAAAGAUGUUAGAUAAUCAGACAUUCAGAGGGUGGAGAAGGAAUAUCACAUUUGGAUUAACAAUAGUUUAGCAGUAGUUUAUUACAUAUGUUAUUUCGAGAAUCUUUGAUUUAUACGGCAAAACACACGUGCUUCUUUUUGAGUGAAAACUCUACUGUUGAAUUGAAUUUCUGUUCUUAAAAAUUAAAGUGACUGAUUUUUAUGAUGAAUUGAAUAUAUGAAUUUUGUUAUGAAUAUUAGAAUAGCUAUUUCUAUAACAAUGAUCUAACAAUGAUGUGUGAAAUGUUUUUACGUUUGCCUUUUCGUUUUCAAUAAUGUAUUCAACAUUAUUAUAGGAUUUAUUGCUAACAGAUUAUAUUUUCAUAAAUAAUGCAAAACUGUUACAUAUCUUUUUUGAAAAUUAACGGUAGUUUAUAUUACUUUUGUAAAGAGAUAUGCAAAAUGGCUGUAUGCAUAUUACGAGUAUAUUACCUAUAUAUUACCUAUAUAUGUAUAACUUUGCAACAAAAUAGAAAUAUCCGUAAUAACAAUCGAUUUGAUCUCUCACUACGGCAUUUUUGAAAAUAAAUUUCAUUAGUAAUAAUUUCAUGCAUGUCGAUAUUUAAACUAAAUAAUAUGCCUCUUUAAUUUUAUAACAACUUUAUAAAAUUGGAUGUGUAUGACACGAUAUCUUGAUAUUUACUAUUAUAAAGUAAGAAAGUAAAUAGUAUGCUAAAGUUAUAAAGUCCACAUUUUAAAUAGUUUGGAAUGUAGUGCAUAAGAAAUGUUAUAUCUGCAUGCAAAUAUAUAUUUGUGAUGAAUAUAAAUAUUUAUAUAUCAAACACAUUGCUAUUUUAUAAUUUAUUAUAUAUAAAGGAGUUUAUCUCUAUUUAGUUUCAUAUGCAAUUCUAUAUUCACAUACAAAUUUAGGCUAAUUAAUCUUGCAGAAUUGCUAAUUUUUCGCAAGAAAGCAAACGAAUGUACACAUAUUAUUAAUGUAACAAAUUGAAUACUAAUUCUACAGUUC
This is a messenger RNA of Ooceraea biroi (clonal raider ant), 5713 nucleotides long. RefSeq lists its product as uncharacterized. NCBI's taxonomy places the organism in Eukaryota, Metazoa, Arthropoda, Insecta, Hymenoptera, Formicidae. The record is from RefSeq and is a predicted model, not a curated record. Gene Ontology annotation, biological process: RNA processing. Gene Ontology annotation, molecular function: RNA methyltransferase activity; RNA binding.